AUUGAGGAAGUUUCUUCUAUUUGUAUUCCUUCUUUUCUUUUUUUUCUAUCACAUGAUCCACUUGCAUUCUACAUAAUGUGUCUUUGCAGCUUUUGAUACUCUCUAAGCAGACAUUAAAGCUCUUAGCCACCUUCAAACGAACCCCUUACUGUCCUUUCUUUAUUUUCUUUCUCUAAUCCCAUUCCUCUGUUUUUUCCCUAUAUAAACCUCUGUUUCCUCUGUUUUUCUUUGUGUGUAUGCAAAAAAUAUGUAUAGAAGAGAGAGUUCCGUGACAGAAACUAGGGUUCCUCAAAGAAGAACCCCUUCUUUCUCUUCAAGCCUUCUUGAUGCUAUUUACCGUUCUAUCGAUGAAUCAAGUAAUGGAGAUGAAGCAACAUUGUAUCAUUACAGGGAAACAAAAACAAACCUUGUUAAGGAGCAGAACAAUGCUUCUUUGGAAGAAGAGAGAAAGGUUUCCAGUCUUCGACGGGCUACUAUGAUUGAAAAUUGGGUUCAGAAGCAGAGUUGUCGUGGCUUAGCUGUGCAUUUCAACUCAACUUCAAGUUCCUCGGAUUCCAGCAGUGGCGGAAUCUUCUCAUCAUCCGAAGCUGAGUCAAGUUACACAGAGAAAUCAAGAAGAUCAAAACCAGCUAAACUCGACAAGUCUAUGCAGUCUAAAACAAGAAACUUUGACAACAGCAACAACAAUGGCAAGCGAGAAGGCGGUGGGUUCACAAAGACCAAACUGAAAGCUUUGAAAAUAUAUGGUGAAUUGAAGAAAGUGAAGCAGCCUAUUUCCCCUGGCAGUCGUAUCACUAACUUUUUUAACUCCAUUUUCAAUGCUAAUGCCAAGAAAUUGAAGAUGUGCUCCGUUGAGGUGUCAGAUGAUGUAAGUUUUGAACGCAAAUCAAAAUCCACAUGUUCAUCAGCCACUUCAUCUUCCAGGUCUUGUUUGAGCAAAACACCUUCUUCAAGAGGUAAUAAGUAUAGUAAUGGCAAGAAAAUGUCAGUUAAAUUUUGUCCAGUUAGUGUCAUUGUUGAUGAAGAUUGUAGACCGUGUGGCCAUAAAUGUAUUUAUGAAGAUGAUCCAAGUUUAAUGCCAACUUCAACUGCUCGAAAGAGUGCUAAAAGUUCUUCAAGAAAGGAGGAGCUGAAGAAUUUUGUGAAGGAGAAAGAUUCUGGAGUUAGCAAUAAAGCAAGAGAUUAUCUACGGAGCUAUCAAAGGAAGGCUACUGGUAAAUUGGAUUUGAGAGGCUUUAUUGACGAUUAUGAGGAUAAUGAUGAUGAUGCUUUGAGUUAUUCAAGUUCUGAUCUUUUUGAGUUGGAUCAUCUCGUUGGAAUUGGAAGGUAUAGAGAGGAGCUGCCAGUGUAUGAAACUACUAGUUUGAAAACUAAUCAAGCCAUUGCUAAUGGCUUCAUAUUGUAACUCAGUAUCAUCUUUCAAAUCGUGAUUAUUGGU
Durio zibethinus is the source of this 1438-nucleotide messenger RNA. Its product is annotated as protein BIG GRAIN 1-like B. Lineage: Eukaryota; Viridiplantae; Streptophyta; Magnoliopsida; Malvales; Malvaceae. Gene Ontology annotation, biological process: auxin-activated signaling pathway. The record is from RefSeq and is a predicted model, not a curated record.